AUGCAGACGAACGCAGACGCGAACCUCCUGGAUUUCUUUUAUGCGCUCGACAACAGCAUGUGGGAGAAGUAUCGUAGCGACGGCGAGGCGAACUACCUGCAUGCCAACGAGACCGCGCGCGAGCUCCUCUCCCACGCCGACCUACCACUCCUCCUCCGGGCGCGAGCCGGCGUGAUUCUGACUUGUACCUCCGACGAGCCGGCAGAAGCUCUCCAACACGCCCAAGAAGCCGUUCGUGUUGCGAAGCUUAUUAUGGAUAUCGUUGGGGAUAGGGCCGGACGAGUCGAGACACAACUGCUUGCAAACUGCGAAGACGUCCUGCAGCAAGCCCAAGACUGGCAGCCAGAGUCCGGAGCAGUAGAGGGUGAAGCCGGUGCGGAGGGCGAGGUGGGCGAAGCGGAUGAUGAGGGCGAAGAGGUGAUCGUCUGGCAGGCUGAGUUUGUGAAGGAGGCACUAAGGCGUCGCGACUUGGAGGCAUCGGGGCGUGAGGGUUUGGCGGAGACAUCGAGCGCUGAUCAGCCAGGAGUCGCAGUCGCAGGUCAAGAGAAGAGCAAAGCGGUAGAGAGGACGGACAAGAGGAAGAAGAAGGUGACCAGGCGUCUCGACUCGAGGAACACAGACGAGGAGGAGGGCUUGUUGCAGGAGUACGACCUUACGACCAACGUGUGGGUAGACCUCGGGACGGCAGUGGAACCGAAGUUCGUGGACGAAGAUGACGAGAUGCUGUUGACGGAGAGUGAGCAACUCGCGAAGGAUGAGCAAAAGAGAGCGGACGAUGACGAGAUGUUGCUGGACUUCUGA
This is a messenger RNA of Saxophila tyrrhenica, 801 nucleotides long. RefSeq lists its product as uncharacterized. Lineage: Eukaryota; Fungi; Ascomycota; Dothideomycetes; Mycosphaerellales; Extremaceae. The record is from RefSeq and is a predicted model, not a curated record. The transcript is spliced from 2 exons. Bases 1 to 801 code for a protein of 266 amino acids.